Messenger RNA from Aureobasidium subglaciale EXF-2481, 1040 nucleotides. RefSeq lists its product as uncharacterized. The record is from RefSeq and is a predicted model, not a curated record. The transcript is spliced from 3 exons. Bases 122 to 583 code for a protein of 153 amino acids. NCBI's taxonomy places the organism in Eukaryota, Fungi, Ascomycota, Dothideomycetes, Dothideales, Saccotheciaceae.
CACUCACCAGCCACUUUACACGAACUUGGCUGUUCACCUUCCAAAAACCUUACCCAACCUCCUCCACGACUCCAGAGCCUUUUCCACUCAUUGAACACAUCCUCAUUGAGCAAAAGUCAACAUGUUUUUCACACAACUUCUCCACACCGGCCAAGUCGCCCUCUGCGCCUAUGGCGCGUACGUGUCCUUCAUCGCCAUCCGCAACCUCCAGCAAUAUGAAGAGACCAGCAAGAAAGCAGCAAAGUACUCCACGGAAGCUGAGCACCAACUCCACAAGACCAGAACUACUCAGACCAGCGGAGCUGUUUGCAUCUUGGCUUCAAUGAUUGCAGCUGCUACACUCUCAUUGGCACCCAACUCUCUGCCUUCGCUGGUCAGAUUCGGUAUCUCGCCUGCCGCGCUGGUAUUUACGCUGUUUGUUCGCGCUCACGUGUCCAAUUUCUGGAAGGCAAAGGCCAAGAUUCCUUUUGUUGAGGGCUAUAACGAGGCAAUCUCAAAGACCGGAGAGCUUUUGCAGGUUCUAGAGUUCUUGGAGUAUACUUGGGCGGGAACUGCUCUUGCUAGUGGAUUGGUUGGAUACUAGAGUUGGAGCUGUGCUUGAUGCAAGGUCCUUCUGUGACCUCUACUGAAGCUAACAAUCACUGAUCCACUCGGAUUGAGCUAGGUGCUUUGUUCAUCACCAUGGCAAUAUAGCAGGACUCCAAUUCCAGCUUUAUGCCAACAUAAUUUACCAUCGGCCUUUCCAGAGUUGUUGUACAUGUACUACUUACUACUCCUGCGUAUGAGGUCGCGCGAGCGCUGACCAGUAAAGGCUACUGAACAUGCCGAGAAGCAUGGAGUCAGAUGUGCCAGACGCACCCAAAAGCUUGAGUCUAUAUCGGCGCUGUACAGGAUCCCUUGUUGUGAUUUCAAAUGAUUCUCCUUGUACUGCUCGGCAAAUGAUGCUGAAGACCUUGAUAGUCUUUACCAGGGUCAUGGUUAGCCUGGAUGCGAGAUUGAACAUCCUAUAGAACAGAGUAUCGUGUGUAGUAUCGUUUCCC